AUGAGCAAGAUGGCGAUCAGGGUUCCCAAGAGCAUGCGCGCCAAGCGCGAGCUCCUCAAGCAUGCGCCCAAGCUCGUUGAGAAUGGCAAGAAGAUGCUUAUUCUUCAUGGUACAAAGACCAGCGCAGUUUUGAACUCUGUGCUGGCAGAUCUUUUCCACCUGAAGCGUGAUCAUGCUGUCAAGUACACCAAGAAGAACGACAGCAUCAGGCCAUUUGAGAGCGGGGGUGAAACUUCCCUGGAGUUCUUCUCCCUUAAAUCUGACUGCAGCCUCUUAGUGUAUGGUUCUCAUUCAAAGAAGAGGCCCAACAAUCUUGUUUUCGGAAGGACUUACGAUCACCACAUAUAUGACCUUGUUGAAGUAGGAGUUGAGAACUACAAAUCCAUAGAAUCCUAUGCAUAUGAUAAAAAGUUGGCACCUAAACUUGGAACAAAGCCUUUCUUUGCCUUCAUUGGGGAGCACUUUGAGAGUGUUGAAGGACUGAAGCAUUUGAAGGAAAUGCUGCUUGAUCAUUUCAAAGGAGAGGUGGUAGAGAAUCUGAACCUUGCUGGUGUAGAUCGGAUAUUCGUGUGCACAGCAAUUUCUCCUACUACUGUCUACAUGAUGCACUGCGCUCUCCGUCUAAAAAGGUCAGGCACCUCUAUUCCUAGAAUGGAGCUGGUUGAAGUUGGGCCUUCAAUGGACCUGGUACUUAGGCGGCACCGACAAGCAGCUGAAAGUUUACAGAAAGAAGCUAUGAAGGCUCCUGGUCAUGCUAAGAAGGUGAAAAAUGUCACAAAUAAUCCAGUUGAAGGCAAGCAGGGCAGGAUCUACAUUCCAGACCAGGAGGUUUCAAAAUUGACCGUAACAAGCAACAUAAAGGGUCUGAAGCGUGAGCGUCGUGAUGCCAAGAAAAACAAGGAGCACUCGAAGAAGCAAAAGGUGGCUGAAAACUAG
Triticum turgidum subsp. durum (durum wheat) is the source of this 936-nucleotide messenger RNA. Lineage: Eukaryota; Viridiplantae; Streptophyta; Magnoliopsida; Poales; Poaceae. The record is from the annotation of a GenBank genome assembly.